AUGGAGUCUGGAGGAGUGAUUACUGAAGCGGGCUGGGACUCACUUGGCCUGACGUCGCAGGCGGAGGAGUCGGAGAUGAUGGAGCAGCUGCUUGGCACCUUCCCCUCCAACGGCGAGGAAGAACACCAGGAGCUGCCUUGGUCUGUUCAGGCCACACAUGCAUACUAUGCCCACUGUAACGGUAGCUCUAAUGCAUACAGUUCCGCUAGUAGCAACAGUGUUGGUAGUCUCGUCCUUGAUAUGCCGUCGGAUUAUGGGGGCUUCUAUUUGGGCGACUCAAAUGGGAUUGGCUCCUGUACCGCAGCACUUGACCUGAACAUGGUUCAGGAGCAAGGUGCGGCUCAGUUUAUGGAUGCCAUCUUCAACCCUUCAUAUGGGAAUGGCGAUUCAAGCUGCGACGAUCUUGGAGACUCGAGCAUGAACCUGCUCGACUCCAUCGACACGUCCAACAAGAGAAAGUGCCAGGAUCAGGGGAAAAUAGCUGACCAAACAAGUGGUCGGAAAUACUCAAGGAAGGCCGACUCGAAGCGGACAAAGAAGGCCAUGCAAUGUGAAGGUGACGAUGGCACCACUACUGACACAAACAAGCAAAGCUUGAGCUGCUGCACGUCUGAAAUUGACUCUAAUGCUUCUCAAGAGCCUCCUGUUGCCUCUAAGCCGAAGAGCAAGGCUCAGGCUGGCCGCCAGACAACAGAUCCCCAGAGCCUCUAUGCAAGGAAAAGAAGAGAAAAGAUCAAUGAGAGGCUGAAGGUACUACAGAACCUUGUUCCGAAUGGAACCAAAGUAGAUAUCAGCACUAUGCUUGAAGAGGCAGUGGAGUAUGUGAAGUUUUUGCAGCUUCAAAUUAAGCUCCUCAGCUCUGAUGAAAUGUGGAUGUAUGCGCCAAUUGCGUACAACGGGAUGAACAUUGGAAUCGACUUGAACCUCUCUCAGCACUGA
Messenger RNA from Triticum turgidum subsp. durum (durum wheat), 939 nucleotides. Lineage: Eukaryota; Viridiplantae; Streptophyta; Magnoliopsida; Poales; Poaceae. The record is from the annotation of a GenBank genome assembly.